Eucalyptus grandis is the source of this 2283-nucleotide messenger RNA. RefSeq lists its product as uncharacterized. The transcript has 6 exons. The record is from RefSeq and is a predicted model, not a curated record. Lineage: Eukaryota; Viridiplantae; Streptophyta; Magnoliopsida; Myrtales; Myrtaceae. The coding region runs from base 294 to 2105 and encodes 603 amino acids.
CUCUGUGUCUCUCUCUCUCUAAUUUCCUGCUGCCUUCCCAGAAAGAACGACCCGCCCGAACCGAGCCGUCUCCUCCCGCUCCCACGUCGGCUGUCGAAAUCCGAAACCCACCCAAUUCCCCAACCCCGCUCUCUCUUUCUAGAGACAGUCGCUUCUGCUGAGUAAAAAUUCGAUCUUUGGGUUCUCUUGCUGGUUAAAAAUUCGAUCUUUGGGUUCUCCUGCUGGCUCAAUUUCUCGGCCCCGCGAGCGCUGAUUGUUCCGCCAGUUCCGCACUCAUACGAUGCUCGUUCGCCAUGAACGAAGCCGUCGUUGAAUCGAAGCCCCAGAAGAGGAAGGGCUCCAUUAGCGAAGAAGACAUCUCCACCCUCUUGCAGAGGUAUUCAGCGACCGCGGUGCUGUGUUUGCUUCAAGAAGUGGCGCAGUUUCAGGGCGUGAAGGUAGAUUGGAAUGAGCUGGUGAAGAAGACGUCGACCGGGAUAACUAAUGCGAGGGAGUACCGGACGCUGUGGAGGCAUUUGGCUUAUCGCAGUACGCUGCCGGAGAAAUUGGAGGACGGGGAUGAGCCUCUGGAUGAUGACAGUGACCUAGAAUAUGAGCUGGAAGCAUUUCCUGCAGUGAGCACUGAAGCUUCGACAGAGGCUGCAGCCUGUGUCAAGGUUCUAAUAGGUUCUGGUAUAACAAGUGACCCCAGCCUCCAGAGUAACUCGACCGUUGAGGCCCCAUUGACUAUAAAUAUACCAAAUGGUCAGUCAUCUAGAGUUUCUGAAAGUUCCCAACCUCCUUGUUAUACACAGGGCGUGAAUAUUACUGUACCGGUUUCUGUUCGGAAGCAGCCUCUGCCUGCAGUAACAUCUAAUGAAGGCUUGGAUGUAAAUGGAUUAGCAAGUGGCAACAAUGCUUCUCGAAAGAAAAGAAAACCAUGGUCUGAGGCAGAGGACUUGGAACUCAUUGCUGCUGUACAGAAAUGUGGUGAAGGGAAUUGGGCAAACAUUCUAAAAGCAGACUUUAAGGGAGAUAGGACUGCUUCACAGCUUUCUCAGAGGUGGGCCAUUAUACGGAAACGGCAUGGAAACUUGAAUGUGGGAAUUGCAAAUUCAACGGGGCCACAGCUUUCUGAAGCACAACUGGCUGCUCGUCAUGCAGUGUCUCUAGCCCUCGAUAUGCCUGUGAAAAAUUCAAGAACAGGAGCAACACCAAAUGGUACCUUUGGUAACUCUACACAACCUGCGGCUGCUGCUGAAUCUCCUUUCCCUGGGAACAUUGCUGGGCUGGCCCACCAUCAAACUCAGCAAAUUUCACAGCAAAGAUCUUCUUCAGUGCAAUCUUUAAGUAUUGCACCAAAGUCUAGGGUUCCCCCGAAAAAAGCAUCGCCAAAAGCUGAUAUGAGUCCCGAUUCUAUGGGAAUAAAAGCUGCAGCAGUUGCUGCAGGGGCUCGCAUUGCAACCCCUUCAGAUGCUGCUUCGCUUCUGAAGGCUGCCCAGGCAAAAAAUGCUGUACACAUAAUUCCUUCUGGUUCUUUAAUUAAACCUUCUUCUAUUCCUGGUGGCAGUGCCACCCAAUCCAGGCCCCAUCCUGGUGUAAACUUUAGAAGUACUGGGCUCGCUGUUACAUCCAGCCAUGCAGGCUCUGCUGCUGAGAAAGAAUCGACUUCUGCAACCGCCAGCAUUCCAUCUGCUCCUGCUAAAGAACCAGCUAUCUCCUUACAGAAGAGUAAUAUUUCCCCAGUUGUGGCCACUGAGCUUCCAUUGAAUCAAGAGGCCAGAAAUGAUGAGAAGAUGGUUGAUUCUGUAACGAACAAUGUGAUGAAGGAGCCGACCAAAGAAGAUGGAACUUCUGCUUUAGACGAUGCUGCAAAGCAGGUUACUGAAGAUGACAAGGUUCUGGUAAAACCAGAAGUAGAGCAAGGAAAUGAAACGCCAGUUGAGAAGUCUAAUGUGGCACCGAAUGCACCAGUGGCUGUAAGUGAUCAAAGUGCUGUGGUGAGCACCCGGGCUGAGGGUGGAAAUGACAAUCGUGACAAGAACUGUGAGAACGGAAGUUUGCAGGUCGACGCGGCAGGCGUGGUAUCUAUAGAACAUAGCAAAGAAGUAGACGGCACAAGCUAGUUUGGAUGGAUUUAGAUGAUCUAGUAGAUUAGAGAUUGUUAUGCAGGUUGAAACAAAAAAAAUUUACAUGACCUUUUGCUUCCAACUUAUUAUUUUUGAACUUCCAGCAUUUGGUGCUCGCUGAGCUUUGUAAUAUUUCUCAGAAUAUAGCAAUGAAAAAGCAAAUGAUAGUUGUCCA